AUGGGGCCAAAAGCCAAGAGGGAAGCCCCUCCCAAAGUUGGAAGCAAGGCCAGAGCUCUGAAGGCCAAGAAGGCAGUGCAAAAGGCGUCCACAGACACAGGAAGAAAGCGAUCUGCACGCCACCACCUUCCCAAGACCCAAAACACUGCAGCCCAGAUGCCCUUGGAAGAGAGCCCCAGGAGGAACAGGCUCCACCGUUAUGCCGUCAAGUUCCCUCUGACAACCGAGUCAGCCCUGGAGAGAGAAGAUAACCGCACACUGUGUUCAGUGUGGACUCAAGGCCAACACGCUCAGAUUCAACAGGCCAUAAAGAAGCUCGAGGUCAGCUGCCUGAUUAGGCCCAAUGGACAGAAAAAGGCAUCUGUUUGGCUGUCUCCUGACUAG
Molecule: messenger RNA, 384 nt
Organism: Sorex araneus (European shrew)
Lineage: Eukaryota; Metazoa; Chordata; Mammalia; Eulipotyphla; Soricidae
Product: 60S ribosomal protein L23a-like
Exons: 1
Coding region: 1-384 (127 amino acids)
Biological process (GO): ribosomal large subunit assembly; translation
Cellular component (GO): cytosolic large ribosomal subunit; ribosome
Molecular function (GO): structural constituent of ribosome
Source: RefSeq, a predicted model, not a curated record